This is a messenger RNA of Laccaria bicolor S238N-H82, 880 nucleotides long. RefSeq lists its product as uncharacterized. The record is from RefSeq and is a predicted model, not a curated record. The transcript has 11 exons. The annotation marks the transcript as partial. NCBI's taxonomy places the organism in Eukaryota, Fungi, Basidiomycota, Agaricomycetes, Agaricales, Hydnangiaceae.
GUAUUCAAUCGACUACCGUUUACCCCGAUGCUUUGCUACGCGUUCUCUUGCCAAUGCUCGAAUGCUUGGUGUCUUCCCCGAUGCCCAGGCCGAUGACGGCGCGGAUUAUUGGUCGAUACCGUCAAAACGAUGUCAUAUCGCUUGGGAGACUGGAUUUGCACGGGGAUAUGCCCUCCGAGUCGUUGCCACCCUCCGCGCCAUAGCAGUCAAAGUCGCCUUGGUUACACGCAAGCUCCUCGCAGCCGCAGCCAUCACCGCAACUCUUCGCACGCCACCACCACCGAUGACGCAUAUACUGGCGGUUUCCAUGGAUGGCCUAGUAUGGCCUCGCAUGGUGUCAGGAGCCAUGCAAGAAACCGGUGCCAUGCAAGGCCUAUCACCAGGGAUAAGGGGGGCUAACCUUUCAUGGCCUAUUGGCGCCUCUCAUGGCCAUUUAUGGCCUUACGUGGAACCCGAACUUUUGCUGAUGCAUGGAGCUAGGACCUCAAUCUGCUUCGUUUUCUGUGGUCAAGGGCUCGUUCAGAUACCCCCACGCUCCGUGAAGACGCUCCCCAAAACCAUUUACGAAAUGGACCUCAAUCUGCUUCGUUUUCUGUGGUCAAGGGCUCGUUCAGAUACCCCCACGCUCCGUGAAGACGCUCCCCAAAACCAUUUACGAAAUGGUCAAGGUCUCGUGGAGCUAGGACCUCAAUCUGCUUCGUUUUCUGACCUCAAUCUGCUCCGUUUUCUGUGGUCAAGGGCUCGUUCGGAUACCCCCACGCUCCGUGAAGAUGCUCCCCAAAACCGUUUACAAAACGGUCAAGGUCUCGUGGAGCUAGGACCUCAAUCUGCUUCGUUUUCUGUGGUCAAGGGCUCGUUCGGAUACCCCCACGCUCCGUGA